GACCUCAGGCGGGUGCGGGGCCACGCCCUCCCAAGCGCCAUGCUGGGCGUUCGCGGCGCGGCCGUCGCGCGGGGCCUGCAGGUCCUGACGCACUCAUGGCGGCGGGACUCCCGCGCCCUGGCCCUGGCGCGUGCGUGUGGCGCGCCCCUCGCGGGGCACUGGCAGCCUUCUGCGGGGCCGGGACCGCGCAGGCGUCGGCUCAGCCUGUCGGCCGCGGCGGUCGUGAAUUCGGCGCCGCGCCCUCUGCAGCCCUACUUGCGCCUCAUGCGGUUGGACAAGCCCAUUGGCACCUGGCUGCUGUAUCUGCCGUGUACUUGGAGCAUUGGGCUAGCAGCUGAACCAGGUUGUUUUCCAGAUUGGUACAUGUUAUCCCUCUUUGGCACUGGAGCUGUUCUGAUGCGCGGAGCAGGCUGUACUAUUAAUGACAUGUGGGACCGGGACUAUGAUAAAAAGGUUAUAAGAACAGUGAAUCGCCCAAUAGCAGCUGGAGACAUUUCAAUUUUUCGAUCCUUUAUUUUCCUCGGAGGACAGCUGACCUUGGCACUGGGUGUUCUUCUGUGUCUGAAUUACUACAGUAUAGCUCUGGGAGCAGCAUCCCUGCUUCUUGUCAUCACCUACCCGCUAAUGAAAAGAAUUACAUACUGGCCUCAACUAGCCCUAGGGCUGACUUUUAAUUGGGGAGCAUUACUUGGAUGGUCUGCUGUCAAGGGCUCCUGUGAUCCAUCUGUCUGCCUGCCUCUUUAUUUUUCUGGAAUCAUGUGGACUCUAAUAUAUGAUACUAUCUAUGCCCACCAGGACAAAAGAGAUGAUGCUCUGAUUGGUCUUAAGUCCACGGCGCUGCGUUUCCAUGACAACACCAAGCGGUGGCUCAGUGGCUUCAGUGUGGCGAUGCUGGGGGCUCUGAGCCUGGUGGGCGUGAACAGCGGUCAGACCGCGCCCUACUACACUGCUCUGGCUGCUGUAGGAGCCCAUCUGGCACACCAGAUCUACACUCUAGACAUCCACAGACCUGAGGAUUGUUGGGAUAAAUUUACCUCCAACCGAACACUAGGACUAAUAGUUUUGUUAGGGAUUGUCCUUGGGAAUUUGUGGAAGGAAAAAACAGAUGAAGCAAAGAAAAGUAAAGAUAGUAGAAUAGAAAAUUAGCAAAUGACAUUGAUCUAGGAAUCUUUAAAACAAAGUUUGGCAAAACACUCUCAGGUCUUGUUACCACAUAAUUAGAUUUGAAGAAGCAGUCUUGCAAUGUGUUAAUGAAUUAAGAACCAGAAGAUGAAGAUGUAGACCAUAUUUGCCUGGAUUUAGUUCAAGUAUUUACUAGCAAAAUCCUUCCCCUGUCUCAGAAACCAGGAACGCUUUAGGAUUUGAGCGACCUUGAGUCUUCUGCUCAGGAUGAUUCCCAUCUGCAGUUACGGGAAUGGUAUGAGUUUGGGCACUUUAAAAGACACCUGAUUUGUAUCUCAUCUAAAUGAAUGAAUGUAGGAAAACGGACUUUAUUUUUAGGGAAAAAUAAAAGCUGCUGUAGAAAGUUGGGGUUUAUUGUUCUUUGUUGUGACCUUUACUCACUACCAAAAGCUGUACUUGAGGAAACCAGUCUGUUUUUUGUAUCUUUGGAGAAUUUAAAUAAGUAAAUAAAAAUUUUUAUCUAUUGUAUCCAUA
Messenger RNA from Odobenus rosmarus divergens (Pacific walrus), 1656 nucleotides. It is a transcript of the gene COQ2, whose product is annotated as coenzyme Q2 homolog, prenyltransferase (yeast). Lineage: Eukaryota; Metazoa; Chordata; Mammalia; Carnivora; Odobenidae. The transcript has 7 exons. The coding region runs from base 40 to 1146 and encodes 368 amino acids. Gene Ontology annotation, biological process: ubiquinone biosynthetic process. Gene Ontology annotation, cellular component: mitochondrial inner membrane. The record is from RefSeq and is a predicted model, not a curated record.